AUGGAUGAGGAUGGGCUUCCUCUCAUGGGGUCAGGCAUAGACCUGACUAAGGUGCCAGCUGUUCAACAGAACAGAACGGUGGCAUUUCUAAACCAAUUUGUGCUACACAGUGUACAGUUUCUCAACCGAUUUUCUACAGUUUGUGAGGAGAAACUGGCAGACCUUUCUCUUUGUAUCCAGCAAAUUGAAACAACUCUCAAUAUUUUAGAUGCAAACUUGUCAUCUAUCCCAGGGCUAGAUGAUGUCACGUUUGAAGUAUCUCCUAUAAGUGUCACUAGGAUCACAAAUGAAACACAUUCUGAAACCACUUCAGAGCAAUCACAGCAGAACAGUUUACAAGACUCUGGACCACAGGAAAGUGAAGUAACACCAGAAAAUAUCUUAACUGUAGCCAAGGAUCUAAGAUAUGCCAGAUAUCUCAAAAUGGUGGGUAUUCCAGUGAUGGCAGUAAGAAACAAAAUGAUAUCAGAAGGACUAGACCCAGAUCUUCUAGAGAGGCCAGAUGCUCCAGUGCCUGAUGGUGAAGGUGAAAAAAAUAUAGAAGAAAGUUCAGACAGCAAAUCUUCUUUUAGUGACUAAGCUUAAUUUUUAUAACAAUUACAUAUACAUGUGUUGGUACACAUUU
Molecule: messenger RNA, 625 nt
Organism: Delphinapterus leucas (beluga whale)
Lineage: Eukaryota; Metazoa; Chordata; Mammalia; Artiodactyla; Monodontidae
Source: RefSeq, a predicted model, not a curated record